This is a messenger RNA of Cuscuta epithymum, 1398 nucleotides long. Lineage: Eukaryota; Viridiplantae; Streptophyta; Magnoliopsida; Solanales; Convolvulaceae. The record is from the annotation of a GenBank genome assembly.
UGAUUUGUGAACUAAAACACUACUAUACGUACAAGACUUUGCUUUGACUUUAGCCUUCGGAUAGAAGACCACAACCACAAGCCAAGAAGACUUUCAACGGGAGAUUGGAACUCUUCAUCAGACCUCAGCGAUUUCAAUUCAGCGCGCAGCGCAACAGGAACUACAUAACUUCUAUCAUUGAAAUUCUAAUUAAUUGCAAAAAUAUGGAUGAGAAUCGUACAACUGGUGUAUGGUAUAAUUUGCGUGAGGAUUUGGCUGCGAAAAUAAGAAGAUGAAAAUUAGAAAAGUACGCGAGAAGCGAAUCAAGUCCUUGAGAAUGAAGCUUGAUUGGUCUCUAAUCCCUUUCCCACGCAAACCACAAACUCGUACGAGAGAACGUGAAAUUAAUUAAAUAAUUUUAACAACAAUCGGCGCCAUCAUCGUAGCCUGCAGGCCACCGCCCUUUGCCCUCCCAGCGGCCGGCAUCUCUCCGCUCUUCCAUGGAGGAGCGGGUCCCACCGGCCGGAGAAGACGGCCGGGAGAUUGGCCCUGCAUCGCCGGCAAUUCCACCCGCCGAGACCUACGUGGUCCAGAUACCCCGUGACCAGGUCUACCGCGUGCCCCCGCCGGAGAACGCGAAAAUCGUAGAGAGCUACCGAGGACGGUCGCAGAACAAGGACACCGGCCAUCUCCGCAGAUGUUUUUCUGGGUUCGUCGCUCCGCUCCUCCUCCUCGUCAUCUCCGUCGCCGCCUUUGUUGCCACCGAUGACUUUCUCUACGCCGUCAAAUCCCCGAAAUUCUCCGUCGCGCGCGUCGAUUAUCAGCCCAAGAAUUCCACACUCGCGAUCACGCUGCGUGUUGAGAAUGGUAACGAGAGAAGCACGGCGUCGCUUGGCAGCGGAGGGAAAUGGUCUCUGCUUUUCAAGACCCACACAGUUGCGACGGGGAGAUUCCCGAUUCCAGCUCCCUCCGUUUCGCUGGAGCCCGGAGGGAGAAAGGAUGUGGAUUUGAAUGCCCCCGUCGGCGGUAAACUUUCCGGUGGCUUGCAGAGGGAACUAGUCGACGGGAAGGCGCCGAAGUCCAUGACGUUGAAGGUCAGUGGCGUGGCGGUGGAGGUUUGGAGUUGGGCUAAGGGAACGAAGAAGAAAGAGGGAACUAUUAUCACGUGUGAUUUCAAGGUGGAUUCUCUGACAAAGAAAACCAAGCUUCUAUUAUCUCAACAAUGUCGAACCACUUUUUAGAUCGAAAUAACUUUCUUGAAAUUACUCUAGCUUUAAUUUCGCGCUCUGAUUGAUCUUGAUAUACCAAGCAUGUAUAUGCAAUGUAAACUAACAUCUGAUCUAAUUUUACUCUUAAUUUGCAGCCCUUGAACUUUCACUCCUUAAAUACAUAAAACUUUUAGGCAAAAACUAACAUCCG